AUGGUUCUCGGAAGGAAAAAGAAUCCUGACCCCAACGGUGAUAAAAUCUACGUACUGCAACACAUUGAUGUUUUCAAGAAGCCACAAUCGAUCACCCAAUUACCUGCAUUCAUCUACACUCCAUCGAGUAGUACAGCUUGUGGAAUCAAGUUGAAAGUUGGCAGCGAAUAUCUUCUUGCUGGUAAGAUUUCUCGCUUUUCUGGUCAGCUCAUAUGGCUGGUUCCAGGAACUGCUUUUGAUUUUUGA
Messenger RNA from Haemonchus placei, 246 nucleotides. Lineage: Eukaryota; Metazoa; Nematoda; Chromadorea; Rhabditida; Trichostrongylidae. The record is from the annotation of a GenBank genome assembly.